GGAUCGAGGCAAGCAUAUACGUAGCUUGCUGUGUGGUUUGUUUUCGGUGUGCUUUCCGGCAACCAUAUGUGUUUUAGAUGGUUUGAACCACUUCGUAUGUAAUCAACAGAUUAAUCGGUAUUGACCGGAACAUUACCUCUCAUCAGCCUCUGCCCUAUUGUACUCAAGUGUAGUUGUCAGACUCAGAGGAUUCCAGGUCUAUCUGGGGCAGGGCGUGUGCCCUGCAGCUCGCAUCCCUCCAGGUGGGGGGCAUCCAUCCACCAGCCCCACUUCCCUUUUCCCUACCCCUCUGGUCUUCAGCUUCAUUCCAUGGGGGUAGAUGGCAUGUAUGAGAAGAGCAGGAUGCUGAACAUACAGAACAGUGCAUGGGGUGGUCGCCAAGAGUGGUAUCAAGACAAUUUGGUGACUGGACCACCGAACCCUGAUAGCUGUCAGCAACUGGAGAGUGGCCUAGAUCCUGACCAUUCACAAGGUGCAAGCAGUCAAGAUCUGGAUGAGUCCCAAAUCCGUUUGCAGCUGAAGCGCAAACUGCAAAGGAACCGGACAUCUUUCACCCAGGAGCAGAUAGAGGCACUGGAGAAAGAGUUUGAGCGCACUCAUUACCCUGACGUUUUUGCCCGUGAACGCCUGGCAGCAAAAAUUGAUCUUCCAGAGGCUCGGAUCCAGGUUUGGUUCUCCAACCGCCGGGCUAAAUGGCGUCGGGAGGAGAAACUGCGGAACCAGAGGCGUCAAGCAGGGGGCACUGGGGGGCACCUGACCAUAAACAGCAGUUUUGGCACUGGGGGCAGUAGUGUCUACCAGUCCCUCCCCCAGCCUACGGGGUCAGGCACUAUGUUAGGCCGUACGGAAAGUGCCCUCAGCAACAACUAUGGUGCCCUUCCACCCUUGCCCACUUUCUCCAUGGCCAACAGCCUUCCUAUCCAGCAAGCCGUACCCACCGUUGCCAGCCAGACGUCAUCUUAUUCCUGCAUGCUCCCAGGUGGCUCAUCGGUGCGAAGCUACGAUUCCUACACACCCUCCCAGCUGUCCUCACAUAACCUGAGCCCAAGCAACGGGGCCUCUACCGGGUUAAUCUCUCCUGGAGUGUCAGUUCCUGUACAAGUCCCUGGUGGGGACCCUGAUCUUGCCCAGUACUGGCCAAGGUUACAGUGAGGAAAGAGUUGGAGGGAGAACUGAAAGACAAAAGGGAAGUGAUACAGGAAUGGAGAGGAAAGGGUUUUCCUUCCCAGGGUCAAUACGGCAAUGGGUCACGAUAGCUGGGGGAGGGAAUGGUAGAAAGGGAGGCCUGCCUUCCCCAACUUUGUAUUAUCUAUGUUAGACAACCAUGUCUGUGUUGUUGUCGAGCUUUCUCCUUCCCUCAGUGGGUGCAUGCAUUUGCCAUGGGGGAGGAGGACAAUCCCUCAGUUGUCCACCCCUUUCCCAUUACACAUUCUGUCCUGUGAAUUCCUUCUUUUCCUCACCCUCUCCCCUCCUAAAAGAGGGCCAUGAGAAUAAAAUAAAGUUGCCAGAAGUAUCAUGGGAAGAGGGGGAAGAAAACCCACUCCCUUGGGGAUCUAGUGUCAAGAACUGAGGGAGGGGGAGAGAAAAAAGAUCAACCCUGGGAGAAGAAAAGAAAUGAAGGGGACCCUUGAAAGCUAAGUAGGUACUGACAGAAAAAGAAGCAGCCACAUCAGACUCUUGUGAAAAGGGUUGUUAAAGAAGACAAACAACAACAACAACAACAGAUUGUGAAGAGAAUUAAGCACCAGUCCCCUUUCAAGAUAUUGCGAAAGGUUAUGUGGAGGGAAACACUGCUACUGCCAUAAGUAAAAAGUAUUGUGGGGAAGAAUGCAUUGAUCUCUCCCUACUUUUGCCUUCCUACAAUAUCACGGGAUGUAUGGUCUUUGAGCAAAGCUUCUGGGGCUCUUUUGCAUUUGGGAGGGUUACUAGCGUUACUUCCUAGGUGUGUGGUGGUGUUCAGUGUCUGUUCUCCUUACACGACUUCCCUUUAAGCCAGUUCACAUUCGUCUCAUCAGUUCAUUCUGCCUCCUUCUAACCCAUCUCUUUAUCUUUCCUGCAUGGAAUUCACUUAGUUGGGUUUCACUCAGAUCCCAGAAGGCUUGUGACCUCUGAUCUACACAGAACACCCCCCACCCACACCUACACAAACAGACACACUACU
Pogona vitticeps (central bearded dragon) is the source of this 2161-nucleotide messenger RNA. NCBI's taxonomy places the organism in Eukaryota, Metazoa, Chordata, Lepidosauria, Squamata, Agamidae. The record is from RefSeq and is a predicted model, not a curated record.